Soboliphyme baturini is the source of this 815-nucleotide messenger RNA. The record is from the annotation of a GenBank genome assembly. NCBI's taxonomy places the organism in Eukaryota, Metazoa, Nematoda, Enoplea, Dioctophymatida, Soboliphymatidae.
AUGAAGUUGGUGAAAAAGCUUUGUGCGAACGUGCCAGAAUGCGUAAUUAGUUUGGCUCACGACUACAGGGAGAGGAACCAGGAGGUGAUCGCUGGCGGAGAGAAUGUGGUGGUGAAUCCGAUCGAUGCAUUCUUGCUCAUUCGCAGGUUGACCGGGGACUGGAGCUACGCUGAGCAGCUGAUGCGUCACAACUCGGCCGACGGGUUUUUGAAAAAUAUUUCUAUGGAACGAGAUGCUUCGCCAGUUAGGUUUCCGGAAGCAGACGAUUUCGAAGGAGCUGCGAUUGCCAUCCUCCGUUUGCAAGACGUCUACAAACUGGAUACUCAUGAUAUGGCCGAAGGCAAAAUUCAGAACACUGAACAGGGACAAAAAAUGGAUGCUUUGGACUGUUUCUCGAUCGGUCAGGUUGCCUAUCGAAAGCAGGACUAUUAUCAUACGUUGAUGUGGAUGCAGGAAGCCUUAGACCGAGUACAAACCGAAGACCCACAAACGGCUGACAUCGGCGAGAUCUUGGAACAUCUGGCAUUUGCGUUGUUCCAGCAAGGCAAUUCAUCAGAGGUCGCCAAAGAUCUCUAUUGCUACUUCAAGAGAGAUCGACCGUAUCUGAAGUUCGCCCCAAUCAAGGUGGAGGUGAUGAACUGGAAGCCGAAGAUCAUGUUUUUCAGACAAGUGUUGUCUGACUACGAAAUCGCUACUCUCAAGCAGCUAGCCCUACCUUUGCUCCGUCGCGCCACCGUUCACAAUGCCGAAACCGGCGAUUUAGAGACGGCAUCGUACAGGGUUAGCAAAAAGUAUGUAUUCUUAAUCUUAUAAAA